AUGGCGGCAAGCGCGAGGGCGCAGAAACCCGUCGGCUCAGCGCCAUGGAUUGCAGCAGAGAAGGAAAACAUGGCCGAGCUAGUGGAACAAGAAAUGGAAGAAGUGGAAUACCCUGUUCGACACGAAAUGGACUGGUUAAAUGAACAUAUGACCGAAAUCUUCUCCAAGGGCCAGACGAACUUCGCAGAUGUGUUCAAAACUCCCGGAAAGAUGAGAGGCAAAACGCCCCGAACCGCUCGGAAGCGUAUCCCCGAAGAGUCUCGAGUGCCCUUGAGCGAAAUAUUCUCAUCCGCCCAGAAACAACUGGAAAACCAAGCAAGCCCGAGCCCAUUCAUUCAUCGUGUUGUUUCUAAGCCAGCUCCCGUGGCGGCAUCGCCUGUGCCCCGCACCAACGCUGUGAUAGAGCAAGCUUCGCAACCCGAAUACCCCGAUCUCACCCAAAAUCUGAACUCGUUCCCCACAUACAACACUGACUCUGGUUACCAUGGCAUGCCCGAUGAUGAUGAAAUGGUAUUCCCUGACGUGCAACAAGAAUCACAGGCUUCGACUCAGCCUUCUACCCAACCUUUGGAACAAGACGAGCCCAUGAAUCAGGAUACUCAAGAGGUCGACAUCUCGGUUAGUCAACAGACGAACGAAGAAUCCUUCCACUCCGCGCGUGAAGAGGUUCGCUCCCGCGGGCAGACUGUCGAGCCGAACAACAACCCAACCCCAACCCAGGAGCGAACAGCGCUUCCGGCCGAAUCGGUCCCCAAAGAAUCUGAGACCGAGAUCAUGUCGACACCGACUAAGAAAACAAAGCCCGAGUUGAAUAUCGAAAUCUUGGAAACACAACAGAAUGAGGAACCUGAAACAAACGAGAGUGAUGCGGUCGUUUCAAAACCUGAGCCAACUCCAGAAAAGGUCCCGGUGGCCCCGGUAGCUCCACCUAUCGAGACGCAAGAGUAUCACUCAGAAGACGAGGAUAUGGAAGAUGCUAUGAAAGACGACACAGUUCUCGACAAUCUUGAUGACAUCGGCUCUCCUUCGGAUGGUUCUACUCCAGAUCGACCAUUCGCUCGGAAAAGCAGCCUAAGCUUUGCCACCCUCCCUGCGCGGGAACCUUUGAAGACUCGAACAAGCCAUAUUGAUCUGGCGAAGAUGAGUACUGCUGGGCGUCCCAGUUACUUUGGCAGACAGACAGGCGGCCACAGGAUUCCGCAAGCUGCGGCAGAGGAGAAUGCCGGUCCCAGGGCGUUGGACAUUGAUAACGAGAAAGAAUCAAACGAAGAAGCGGAUCCUGAGCAGGCUACCAGGAUGCACAGCAAAAAGUCUACGCAGUCCUUGCAUGAUAGAAUCAGCAUGCUAGGCAAAGUCCAGCCAUCCCGACCCAGAAAGUCGAUCCCAUCUGCUUCUGGCCUGCCGGGUGGUCAGGUUGCCUACCCAGAUCUUGCAGCUUCCAAGGCUGAAGCAAAGUCUGAAGCUUCAAACGAAAGGGCACAGGAGGCUCCAGAGCCCAUGUCGGUCGACGAUGACUGGAUCAAACCUUUGAGUUCUCCCCAAAAACCCGAGCUUUACAAGAGCAAGACCGCAGAUGUCAUGGAGAAGCUUGCUGAAUUCGAAAAGGCGCGAGCAGUCAACCAAAAAGAUACAUCGAAAACAGAGCCCGAACGUCCCAAAUCAUCUACCUCGAUGUUCUCCUCGCCCCGACCGCAGGGUCACCAACCAAGCGCUUCUUUGACUCAUAUUGCUGCUGAUGCGUCUACUACUCCAACAGGCUCGCCAAGGCGCUUUGAUGGUCACAUUAGUGCUUCCAAGUUGAAACUGCACUCGAUUAUGAAAUCUGCCAAGGGCUUAUUCUCAAGCACUGGAAACACACCGCGAAUGGAGCACUCAUCGCCUGACCAGGCGCGCAUUCAGCCAAUUGCUGACACAUUCACUAAAAAUGCCAAACAUCUAUCUCAGCCUGUCCCUAUCACCAGUCCUCAACGUCCGGAAGGCCGCCGAACACGAAGCUCAACCGAGAAAGAAGAGAAACGGCGCCAGCACGAGCGGAAAGAGCAGGAACGUGAGGAUCAAGAAGAAGAAGCUCGCGUUGAGAGAGCUCGGGAACAAGAAAAGCAAAGAGCCCUUCAGCUCAAAGCCGCUCGGGACAACUCAUCAGUCGAGCCAGAAGAGAGGGCAGGCCCAGCAGUACACAAGACCUCUCAGUCACAGCGCCAACAAUCGCGCGAACCUGAAUCAGCUCAGGAGCCCAACUCCAGAUUUGCCAUCCCCCAACCCAAGCAAAAUGACCGCCGUCCUCUCAAACCCACCCGCGAGCCCAUGAAACGCCCAACGCCGCAACCCAUGUCAAUUCGUGUUGGAAGCACCAUGUCUCGUCAACAAAUCCCUGUCGCAUCGUCUUCGGGUGCACGGGAGUCGAGUGUGUCCAUAGCCGCCCCUCCCCCGGUCUCGAAACCAACUUUGAAAAAGAAGGGCAGCAAUACAUCCUUACAUACAUCAUCUUCUGCAAGCAGCUUCAAGAGCUCUGUCUCCAGUCUGACGCAGGCCCAGCGCAAGGCCCAGGCCGCCAGCGACCGCAAGAAGGAGCAAGAACGCGAGGCACGUCGGAAGGAGGAACAAAAGCGUGAGCUAGAACGCAAACGUGCUGCCCAACUGCAGCAGCAACAACAGGAAGAGGCCCGUCGGCAGGAGAUGAGGAGUCGUGCCGAAGCUGAACGGGAGCGACAAGCUGAACGGGAGCGACAAGCCGAAAGAGAGCGACAGGCUGAAAGAGAACGCCAGGCCGAACGAGAACGCCAGGCCGAACGAGAGCGCCGCGAACGGGAAAGGUCGGCCCAGGAAGACCCAAACAAAGCAGCCCGUAUGGAGGCGAUCAAGAAGCGACAAGCAGAGAAUGCUCGGAAACAUGGGAGACAAGGCAGCCAGCAGAUAGUCAACGAUGGACCAAUUCUACAACACGAGCAGUCGUAUUCUCAGUCUUCCCAGCGAAGUGACUUGGGUGCUGCCCGCCCUCCUUCUCGCUUGGGUAGCUCAAUUCAGCCGUUUGGUGGCCGCAGCAUCAACCCACCACCACCUAAUCCUGCCAAACCGCCAAAGAGAGGCAAUGAUGAAACCAGCCACCGGCCUGCGCCGUCUAACCCCACUAACGUACAAUCAACUGGCGAGUUCAAACGGCGAAAGACAGAAGAUGAGCAUAACCCUAUGCCACCUGUGCGCACCAUGGCGCAGCCUAUCCGUCAAUCAAGUAUCAGAAAGCCUUCUACUCUUGGCCGUGGACAGUCUUCCAUGGCACCCCAGUCAGCCUCUUCCAGCUACAGAAAUGCUCAACCUCAGCGACCCGCUCACCCAAUAAUCACGUACACAAACGGCAAGAUACCGUUUGCCGAACCAAAUCAAGCACCUCCACCAAGUGCACACAAGGCUGCACCCAGCUCCGCCCAGCGACCACCAGCCAAGCCAUCUCCCAAGUACCCCAAUGGUGAAAAUAUCCACUUGCCGGAAAUCAACACUGAUAGUGAAGAUGAUGACGAUUCCGACUCCGAGAUGUUCCCUGUUCCCAAGUGGGCACAGGCGAAGGAACUGGAAGGUCUUCUCCGGCAGCAGGAUGGUAUGGAAGUUGACUCAAUCUUCGGCCCAAUUGCACCAUUCUCUCUUGAAGACACCUUCAAGGCGGAUAAGAAGAUCAAAAAAUACCGUGACCGCACCAGCAGUGCGAACUGGUCUGGACCCGAUGGACUUACUCAAGAGGAGAUUCGGAAGGAUGUUGCCGAGCGACAGCGGUUGCGACUCAAUGGUGGUUGGAGCUUCAACAGCUAG
Molecule: messenger RNA, 3801 nt
Organism: Penicillium griseofulvum
Lineage: Eukaryota; Fungi; Ascomycota; Eurotiomycetes; Eurotiales; Aspergillaceae
Exons: 5
Coding region: 1-3801 (1266 amino acids)
Source: RefSeq, a predicted model, not a curated record